Cannabis sativa is the source of this 1093-nucleotide messenger RNA. Its product is annotated as protein ALP1-like. The transcript is spliced from 4 exons. The record is from RefSeq and is a predicted model, not a curated record. Bases 1 to 852 code for a protein of 283 amino acids. Lineage: Eukaryota; Viridiplantae; Streptophyta; Magnoliopsida; Rosales; Cannabaceae.
AUGCAUAUUGACGGAUCGCUUAACUUGUUUCGCUUGUUACUUGACGAUUUUGUCAUGCCUUAUAGAGAGACUUUAUCUUGCUAUUGGCAAGACUAUAUUCUACGUGUACUUUGUCUUGGUUUACGUGGACAUGCCACGUCAGAUGAGAGGUGGAAAUGGUUCAAGAAUUGCUUAGGAGCACUAGAUGGAACUCAUAUUAGAGUGAGAGUACCUAUGAAUGAUAAACCAAAAUAUCGUACUCGAAAAGGUGAAAUAGCUACAAAUGUCUUAGGUGUAUGCUCCCAAGACUUGCAAUUCAUAUAUGUGUUACCUGGUUGGGAAGGCUUUGCAGCAGAUGGUAGAGUUUUACGUGAUGCCAUACGUAGAACAAAUAGUUUGUGUGUUCCAAAUGGUUAUUAUUACCUUGUAGAUGCUGGAUAUACUAAUUGUAAGGGAUUUCUUGCUCCAUAUCGAGGCCAACGUUAUCACCUCAACCAAUGGGAAGAUGAGAAUCCUCCUAAAAAUCCACAAGAUUUUUUUAAUAUGAAGCAUUCAUCUACUAGGAAUGUCAUUGAGAGAUGUUUUGGCGCAAUUAAGAGUCGAUGGGCAAUUCUUAGGAGUCCGUCAUUCUAUCCAAUAAAGACUGAAAAUCGAAUCAUUUUGGCAUGCUGUUUGCUUCACAAUUUUAUUAGAAGAGAAAUGCCUAUUGAUAAUACUUAUAUGCAUUCAGAGAAUGAGAUUAACAGUGGAGACGAAGAAGAUGUUGAUGGAUCCAUAAGAAGUAUUGAAGCUUCUGAAGAGUGGACAACGUUUAGAAACAAUUUAGCACAUGAGAUGUAUAGUGAAUGGAGGGAACGUAGGAGAGAAAGCUAGUUUUUUUUUUCUUUGAUUAAAUGCACAAUGAUUAUCUAGGUUUUUAUAUUUGUUUUCAGUUGGCUAUGCCAAGUUAUUUGACUGGUUGUGUAAUUGACAACAUUGAAAUUGAUCUUUGAAUUUAUGUUUUUUUAUUGGUGUGUAUAUCAAUUCAGUUUUGUUUCUUUACUGUUGAAUGUCUUUAUUUCUCACAGUUCAACAUUUCAAUUCUAGUUUUUUAGUUUUACAUUAUUUUGAUUUC